This is a messenger RNA of Penaeus indicus, 4779 nucleotides long. Its product is annotated as alpha-2-macroglobulin-like protein 1. Bases 1 to 4479 code for a protein of 1492 amino acids. Gene Ontology annotation, molecular function: endopeptidase inhibitor activity. Gene Ontology annotation, cellular component: extracellular region. Lineage: Eukaryota; Metazoa; Arthropoda; Malacostraca; Decapoda; Penaeidae. The transcript is spliced from 27 exons. The record is from RefSeq and is a predicted model, not a curated record.
AUGCCCCUCCAGUGGAUCGCCGGGGAAGGGAACCUCAUUUGCAUGCACCUCCAGAGCGCCGACUCCCGCCCAAACGACACCUUAGCUAUCGACUUCGUUCACGUCUUCGUCAGGGACCCCAGCGCUUGCAAGGAGGGGGAGGAGGAGGGGGACUGCCACCCUAUUCUGAGCAAAACGUUCAUCGUCCAGCCGGGCCAAACGAUGGCCUGCCAAGAAGUGAUCGUUCCCCACCUCAGCGCCACCCGCCUCGACCUCCUCUUCGAUGGAGAAAUCGGCGGGGUUGACCUCAGUGCUGCCCUCGGGGGGAAAGAGGGACAGAAGGUGAUCCGAAGUGUUGACCUGCUGACGAGGGGUAACGUGACCUUGCUUCAGACGGACAAGGUGAUGUACAAACCGGGUCAGGAGGUCAAAGUUCGGGUGCUGAGUCUGCACGGAGCCGAGCUGCUGCUGGUCACGGAGGAGUAUCCCGAAAUCUGGAUAACAUCGGCUUCGAAGUCUCGUGUUGCACAGUGGAACAACGUGGCCAACUCAGGUGGUCUCGUCCACCUGUCGUUCCAGCUGGCCGAUGAACCCGAGCAGGGUCUCUACACAAUCUCCGUGAAGAAUUCUCAAAACGGUGUGACCCAGACGACGUUCGAGGUCAAAGAGUACGUGGUGCCCCGGUUCGAGGUCAAGGUCACCUCCCCGGCUUAUAUUUCAGCCCGAGACGAGACGUUCAGCAUCGGCGUGUGUGCAGAGUACACUUUUGGGCAGCCGGUACGAGGCAACGUCACUAUCGGGGUUUCCAAUGAAAAGAAUGGUCGAUGCCAGACUAGGCUUGUGAAAACCGAGGAGAUCGCCGGCUGCAAGGACUUCCAGUUCACAACAGAAGAGAUGCGUGUCAUAGACUGCACUGUCCGAAACGUGGCUGCCGAGGUCGUUGUGGAGGAGGAGGGAACAGGUGUCAGGCAGACGGGGAGAGCAGACAUCUGGAUCAAGAACCGACAGUAUGAAUUCGAGACUGUCUAUAAAGACAAGUACAAGAAGCCAAAUUUGCCUUACAAGAUAAAGACAAGGCUGACCUUCUUCAAUGGCACUGCGGCUGAAUGGGUGCCAGUGGAGGUGUGCGCGGCGGGGAAGUGUGCCACACUGACCACGGAAGAGGAUGGCAUCAUUGAAACUGUGAUCUCGGCGAAAUAUGUCGAAAGUAUUAAGAUGUCAACCUUGAGUGCUCGAGUCGACAUGCAUGAGGCCUCCCUCGAUCUGUACGUCGAGCCCUUCUUCUCGCCUUCGAACUCCUCGUUGGCCAUACAAGCGCCUGGAGGUCAGGUGAAGUGCGCGCCAGGUCAGAAGACGAGACUCAAUCUCCCUGUGUUGUUCUCUGCCAAUAACCAGUCACGGGCUAGUAUCCACGCUCAGAUCGUGUCUCGCGGAAAGAUCCAGAAUUCCUGGACUGAAGAGGUGUCACUGAACGCGAGCGAGCUGCCCAUCAACCCGGACCACCUCAUCGACGCAUCGCCGCCCACCAACCCGUCGCCGCUCAUUGUCACGGGCGUAUUCAGCCUGCAAGUCGUUCUCCCACCCACGGCGUCGCCCGAAGUCAAGCUCCUGAUUUGGUACACGCGGGACGACGGCGAGGUUGUGUCCGACUCGGUCCAGCUGGAUGUGGAGAAGUGCCUCGGAAUUAGUGCCAACCUCGCGUGGUCAGAGGCACGGGGCCAGCCGGGGGAAGAGGUCGAACUGUCGCUCGAGUCAGAACCUUAUGCUGUCUGUUCCUUGGGAGUGGUGGACCGGAGCACCGAACUGCAAGCGGGAGAACUCUUCUACCAGUCGGCCGCGGAAAUCCUGCUGGCCAGCCUCGACCGCCGACUUCGCUGGAGCCGCUUCCCCACGCAGGUCGACGACCAGAAGUACUGCGCCGGGAGGGACUUCGAAGGCGGUGUCGGCGACGUGUGCCCAAAGACUGUAGUCAACCUCUUCUGUGAAAUAACGUUAGAAAUUGAAAUAAUUAAAAAGAAACAAAGACAGUUUAACCGCAGAGUCGAAGGUCCUUCGCAUUCCGUCGGAGAGUACUUCUAUUCGAGUGAUUACGUCGAUAGUCUCAAGAUGUUUGACGAUUCUAGUCUUUUGGUGGUUAGUGACAUGACUCUGGAAACUCGACCUUGCAAAAGAACGGCCAUCCGAGGUCAGAGGAAGAUCAGAAUGAUGUUGGAAACAUCGAUGCACUAUAUUUUAGCGGGCGAGAAUCUGAGAGAGGCAGAGGAGGCCCCGGGGCAGGUGGGGGGCGGCGUGAGGGCGCGCUUCCCCGAGACUUGGUUGUGGAACUUGGUGGCCGUGCCGUCCGGUGGAGCUGUGGACCAGAAGCUCGCUCUGCCCGACACGAUCACGGAGUGGGUGGGGCAGGCCGUGUGCGCCCACGCGGACAAGGGCGUGGGGCUGUCCGAGCGGGCGUCCAUCACCGCCUUCACGCCCUUCUUCACCGACCUCACCCUCCCGCCCUCCGUCAAGCGAGGCGAGGUCCUCCCGGUCAAGAUUUCGGUUUUUAAUUAUCUUCAUGAGAAUUUGCCGGUGAGCCUAAUCUUGGAGGAGAGCCCCGACAUUGACAUCCUCGUCGAGAAGAGAAAAGGAGGCAAGGAGAGCGCGGACGACGCCCUCACCGCCACAGGACCCAAGAACCAGAGGACGACCUGCCUCAAGCCGCAGGACAAGGCGGUGCACACGAUCAGGAUCCGGAUGCUGUCACUCGGUGAUGUCAAGCUGACAGUCUCUGCCCACGUGGACUACAGCAUCCCCCUGCCCUGUGAGGCUGGGUCGGAGAAGGUCAAGGGGAGAGAUACAUUGAUCAAGAGUAUCAAGGUGGAGGCGGAGGGCUACCUGCGAGAGAAGACUUGGUCUCGAUACAUCUGCGCGAACGUGUCGACCGAGAGGAAGGACGUCCAUAAAACGUGGAAAAUCUCGGCUCCCAGUAACAUCGUGCAGGACUCUGACCGCGCUUGGGUCACGGCGGAGGGUGACCUCCUCGCCCUCUCUAUCGAGAACCUGGGUUCGCUGAUCCCUAUGCCCUACGGAUGCGGGGAACAGAACAUGGUCACCUUCGCUCCCAAUGUGUUCAUAAUGCAGUACCUGAGGGCGACGGGCCAGGACACGCCGGAGAACACGGAGAAGAUACUCGAGUCUAUGAAAAUUGGCUACCAGCGGCAGUUGCUCUACCGACGUAUCAAUGGCUCCUACAGCGCCUUCGGGAAUGCUGAUGACUCUGGCUCCACUUGGCUCACUGCCUUUGUCCUCAAGUCCUUCGCUCAGGCCAAGGAGUUCAUGUCUAUCGACAUCGAGGCUCUGAACCAAACAAGAAAAUGGCUUCUUAGAUCGGAGACAGAAGAUGGCUGCGUCGUACCGCAAGGAAAGGGCAUUCAUAAAGCCUUGAAGGGAGAUGCAUCGGACAAAAAGUCAUUGGUCCCCCUGACAGCUUACGUUCUGGCAGCCUUAAUCGAAGCAGGAACUCCAUCGAAAGCGUCUUUUGUCAAGCAUGCCACCCGUUGCCUCCUCUCUGACAAGUCGAACGACCCUUACACUCUGGCUCUAAAGUCCUACGCCCUCACCCUGGCUGGAAUAUCCAAAGGGAAAAAACUCCUGCACCAGUUGAUCGAUCUCGCUGUUGUGAAGAAAAAUGCGAUGUACUGGCAGGCUGAAACUGCCUGGGGCAAUUCCCUUGCCAUCGAGACGGCCGGGUACGCGUUGCUGGCUAUGCUGAGCCACAGCCCGCAGUUGCACACGUUGCGGGAGCGGAGGGUGGUGCAGUGGCUCUCCCGCCGGAGGAACGGCCUGGGCGGCUUCUUCUCCACGCAGGAUACAGUCGUCGCUCUCCAAGGCAUGGCGAAAUACGAGACCCACAAAGAGCAAAAGACACUGGACGUCGUCGUCACAAUCUCCACCAGGAAGUCCUCGGUCUCCCUCAACGUGACCGAGGAGAACAGGCUCCUGCAGCAGCGAUACACACUCACCCAGCUUCCCAAGAAAAUCAGAGUCAGCGUGGAAGGCCAAGGGUGUGCGAUCGUGCAGGCUGUCCUCCGCUACAACGUGCCCGAGGCCGAGCCGAGCGACGCCUUCAGCCUGCGCGUGCAUGCCGUCAACGACCCGCGCGGCGGCUGCGUCGAGAAGCGCCUCGAGGCCUGCUCCGCCUACCUCCUCCCCGACGGCAGGUCCAACAUGGCCGUCAUCGAGGUCAACCUCGUGUCCGGCUUCAUCCCCAGGAAGGACGACCUGAAGGAGGUCGUGCGGCGAAACCCCAAGGUCGUCAAGCGCUCCGAGGUGGACGGCAGCAAAGUCACCUUCUACAUCGAGGAGUUCACGGCCCAGGAAGUGUGCGUGAGUUUCCGAGCGACCCGCGAGGUGGAGGUGGAGGGCGCCAAGCCGGGAUCCGUGGGCGUGUACGACUACUACCAGCCCGAGUUCUCCGUCAGCCAGAAUUUCGAAUUUAAACCCAUGGAAAGCUGUUCAUAAUAUCAUGGCUUGGAAUAAUUAAGGAUGCCAUACUUAUAUUUAUUUUCAUGGUUAAACUGCAAUCAUUUAGGUUUUCCUGUCUUUAAUGUAUACAAAAAUGCGUGGGCUUCAGGAAAGGAAGUAUAAAUCUGUUUUUUUUCUUUUCUUUUCUUUAACAAAGAUUGUUUAUUUUUCAUGAAGUACAACAUCAAAGGAAUUCAGAAAGGAAGACAUUUAAUAAAAAUAUUGAAAAUAUGUAUUUUGUUCCCGACAUAAGUGGAAUUCUGAAAGGAAGAAUUUUAAUAAAAAUACUGAAAUAUU